GCGUGGCUAUGGCGGCACACUGUUCGGUGGUGGAGGCGGCUGUGGCGGGACCGGAGGAGCUGGUAUGCGAGCAGGGCCGGAACCGCAAGGCCGUGCUGUGUCAGCGCUGCGGCUCUCGCGUCCUUUUGCCUGGGGCCGCCACCUUUACCCGCAGAGAGCUUUUUCUUCCUGCCAUGAAGAAGAAGACAGCACUAGUGGGUGACAAUGAUCUGGAAGGGGAUGUCCUACAGGACCACUGGCUUGUUGAUGACAUGUUUUCUUUUGAAAAUGUUGGGUUCACCAAGGAUGUUGGAAACAUAAAGUUCUUAAUCUGUGCAGACUGUGAAAUUGGUCCUAUUGGCUGGCACUGCUUGGAUGAUAAGAAGAGUUUCUAUGUCGCCUUGGACCGAGUGUCUCAUGAAUGACAUGCAGAUUGGUGACCAAAAGACUCAGGAGCUCCUGUCAAGCCUGCUAGGCCAUCCUAAGAUACCCAGUGAACUUACGUCAACUUUGUAAUGUCAAAAUGCACCCUUGAAAAUAGCAUUGGUAUGGUGCAUCAGAAGAAAUAUCUGUUUAUAUUGCUUGUUAACUCGCCUUCUGAUUUAAGUGUUGCCAUGACUCCUGGUCCUGUAUCAUCCCUUGCAGAUUGAUAUGAAUAUAUUUUGAAACAAAGGCCAUUCUAUGCAAACUGGUGGAUCGCCUUGUUUAAAUAUUGAGUAAAAGAUACACUGAACUGUUUGUCCUCUGAGAAAUUACUAUAUAAUGCUAUUGGGAAUAAGCUUUCUAGACAUUUUUUCCAGCAUCAUAAGGAGAUUUAAGGUUUUCUUAUGUAUCUUGGACCAAAGGAUGGCAUACUUUUGAUUUUAAUGUUUACAGGCAUGGUGGCUUUAUCUGUCCAUUUCCACUUUAUGGGGAUAAUCUGUUAUUGAAAGCCAGGUCCUAGUUUCAGAAGAACAUGUUAAGUGGGGGAAGGUAAGUUUUGAGGGUAGGGGAAAAAGGCGUUUUAGAACUGUAAAAAGGUAAUUCCACUGGAAACUCUUUAUGAAUAUUUGUAUUUAAUUAAACUUAAACCAAGCUUC
Messenger RNA from Varanus komodoensis (Komodo dragon), 1058 nucleotides. RefSeq names its product RAB interacting factor (gene RABIF). The coding region runs from base 9 to 404 and encodes 131 amino acids. Gene Ontology annotation, cellular component: cytosol; membrane. Gene Ontology annotation, molecular function: guanyl-nucleotide exchange factor activity; zinc ion binding. Gene Ontology annotation, biological process: small GTPase-mediated signal transduction; post-Golgi vesicle-mediated transport. Lineage: Eukaryota; Metazoa; Chordata; Lepidosauria; Squamata; Varanidae. The transcript has 2 exons. The record is from RefSeq and is a predicted model, not a curated record.